Pelobates cultripes (western spadefoot toad) is the source of this 2450-nucleotide messenger RNA. The record is from the annotation of a GenBank genome assembly. NCBI's taxonomy places the organism in Eukaryota, Metazoa, Chordata, Amphibia, Anura, Pelobatidae.
AUGGCUACAAGUUUGUCUAUUGGUCUCAUUGUGCUGUCGCUUUUCUCUGUUAUUUCAUGUUCAGAUGUCCCCAUGCCUGGCGGUUCAAUUAAUAUCAGUCCUGAGCGACCUGAUGUUCUGAAAGCCGCCAACUUUGCCAUCAAUGAGUUCAACAAAAAAUCAAAGGAUGACUACCUCUGCAAACUUAUAAAGGUUAUAUCUGCUCAAUCCCAGGUAGGAAAAUAUAUGGGAUAAUUCAAUGAAAUGGGAAUGGGGAUCAUAUACUAGACUGUAAAAUUAAAAUUUUAAAAGCUAAAAUGUAUGUUGGAAAUUCCUCCAGAAUGUAUUUGUGUGUGUGUUGCUCAGCACCCUUUUCCACGCAUGUGUAUAUUUUAAUCCUGUUUGUGUUUCUAUCCUAAUCCCCUCUCAUUCCUAUGCAUGUCUCUCAACCUCCCUUUUAACUUUGUGUCGCUUAUUCCGCCUCAUGUACAUCUUACCCCCUUUGUAUAUAUUAACCCCUUUUGUGUAUUGUAUCCCCUUUAACAUCUCUAUUUUUUGGUCUUUUACCCUCUGUGUCCUCAUCUCUACUAUUGCCUUUUUUGUGUCUUGCCCCCUCUUGUCCUUUAACUCCCCCUUGUGUCUUUUAACCCCCCUCUUUUCCCCUUUUGUAUUGUGGCCUCACGGACUGUUAUAGAUGAACUCCUGUAUCCUCUACCUUGCGUACUUGGACUGGAAGGGGUGGGGAAAGAACGCUCCCACACUGAGAGAAGCUUUCUCAAACUUUCACUUAUAGUUAAAUGUAUGUGUGAGAGGUCUGAAAAAUAAAUAUAGAAAACUGUGCUGAUCCUCUACCUUUAAGCUCCUUGUCAAUCAUUGUUAUAAAAAUAAACCGUCUUUGCACAUGGCAGUCAGAAAAGAGAGAGCAUAGUAUCAUGGAGUUUUAAGCUUGCUUCUGAUAUAUUUUAUAACAAUUUAUUUUGUUUGCCAGCAUUUUUCCAUGUGUGGCUUCAUAUGCUCCCUAACCUCAUUUUUCUCGGUAAUGGAUUUAUACAUAUUUUUUUUUUUCUGCCACUUUCUUUGCAAGAAAAGUGUUGUUUUACUUCUCUUUUUCUGAGUUAUCUCUCAACUUUGUUUCAUCAAAAAUGAAGAUAUCUGUGAGUACAUAUAGUGUAUGCGAUGUGUCUGCUGAAUUCAGAUGUCUUUUCAAAUAUUAAGAAUUUAAAAAAAAUUUAAAAUGGGAAAAUAGAUGUUUGGUUUUUUUUUGGUUUUGUUUUUUUCUGUUCAGUUAUAUAGGCCUAAAUUGAGCAAAUUCAGCACUAAAAUCCCUCAAAUCACUGUUCAGAGAAUAGCCCCUGUUUAAUUGCUGCAGUUGGUUAGGAAAUAUUUUUAACACUGUUCUCAGCAUUUCAUGUCAUUUUUCCAUUUUAAUAUUUUGCUUUAGGUUGUUGAAGGAAUAAAUUAUUUUCUGGAAGUGCAAAUUGGAAGAACGCAAUGCAAAAAAGAUGCCAACAGCGAUGUACAAUCCUGCAACCUGUUUCAGGACUCAAAAUUGUCUCAGGUGAUUAGAAAAUCAUUAAAUAUUGUGCAAAAUGUAUGUAAGCAAUUUAAGAAAAUCAUGUUAACUAAUAUUUAGGAGGGAACUGACAUUUUUUGCUUUAAAAAUUUCCUAUGGUUCCUGCUAUUUUUUGGAAUACAUAUAAAAAAUAUAUAUAAUAUUUAUAUAUUUGUUAUAUUCAUUCUUGUCCUGACACAGCCCGAGUGCAUGAUAUAAAUUAAUUUAAUGCCAAAGGAGUCAUGAGAGUGUUCGAGGGCAAGUCAUAGUUUACAUGACAUCUGACUCCAUUUUCAAAGCAGAUCCCAAAGCAUACCUGAGCAUGCUUCGUAGCCCCAUGGAACAUUGCAUUUCAUACUACUGCAGUAAUCUAAUUAGAUCAGGGGUGCCUACAAUGUAUAUCCAUAGAGGUUGUUAAACAGCAAUUCCCAUGAUGCGUUGCCAUUAAAAAGCAUUCUAAAGGAACACAAGUAUUAUGGGAGUUGUAGUUUUACCACAUCUGGGGAUCUACUUUUUGGGCACCCCUGAAUUAGAUCUAUUAUUUAUUAAUCCAACAUUAUUAUUGAAUAACGUUGUUAUUCACAUUUUAUUACUAUGAAGGUUAUUUAAAUUGUCUACCAGUAUUUUGUUUUGAUUUAUUUUAAUAUAUAAAAUUAUAGUAUUUGCAUCUUUUUUGUGUGUGUGUGUGUUUUCAAUGACUUCCAAAAGGUAACAGAUUUGCUUUGUUUUAUUGUUGUUUUGUUAUUUUGCAGGUAUCUGUUUGCAGAUUCCAAGUCUGGGACAUUCCAUGGUUAAACAAGGAAACACUUACCAGUUACUCCUGUACAGCACAGUGAGCACAGGUUUUACAAAAACACCCACUGAUCUUGCAGAUCAGAAGCAAUUUCCAUUGAAUAAACUUUAUCAAGCAAAAUUCUGA